Molecule: messenger RNA, 219 nt
Organism: Ilex paraguariensis (yerba mate)
Lineage: Eukaryota; Viridiplantae; Streptophyta; Magnoliopsida; Aquifoliales; Aquifoliaceae
Source: the annotation of a GenBank genome assembly
AUGCAAUUGGUCAUUGGACUUGCGAAUGUAGUAAUAACAAUUCUGUGCACGUCAAGUGUAUAUGCUUGGAUUAAGACGCCAUUGCGAACUGAUUCAUGGAUAGAUUCUGGUGAAGUCCUGGAUCUCGUGGGGUUCGGAAGCCCAUCUGUAAGGCCCCAACUCCCAAGGAUGAUUCUGGUGAAGUAUGAGAUGUCAUGUGGACCGGAAGCCCAUUGGUAA